Drosophila subobscura is the source of this 354-nucleotide messenger RNA. Its product is annotated as kunitz-type serine protease inhibitor Bi-KTI. The record is from RefSeq and is a predicted model, not a curated record. Lineage: Eukaryota; Metazoa; Arthropoda; Insecta; Diptera; Drosophilidae. The transcript has 2 exons. The coding region runs from base 10 to 354 and encodes 114 amino acids. Gene Ontology annotation, molecular function: serine-type endopeptidase inhibitor activity.
GCUUGAACUAUGCUCAUAUACUUAAUUUUGUUGGCUCUUCUUAGUGCAUUGCCAGAGCAUGCGAUGGAAGAAGAUUAUGCCAAAUUAUUUGUAGACUUCACCAUUCGGCAAGAGAGUUGCCUGUUCCGACCCGUUUAUGGCCGAUGCAAGAAAUUCCUAAAGGCAUACGGCUACGAUUUUGAGAACAAUAUCUGUGUGGAAUUUGUCUACAGCGGCUGCGGAGGCAAUACCAAUCGCUUCAGCUCUGCGGAUGAGUGUAAGAAAUUAUGCCUUGUGAACAGAAAGAACGAAAUCAAAAAUGUCAGAGACAAAGACCCAUAUCCGAGUCCAGACUUCGUACCGGUAUGGCCGUAA